AUGUCCAACUUCACGGAAUUAACCAACCCGGCACCGGACUGGCUGAACAAGGGUGAUCAAGCAUGGCAGCUCACGGCUGCUACGUUCGUGGGACUGCAGUCCAUCCCCGGGCUGGCUGUGAUGAAAUGGGCCAUCAACUCGGCCUUCAUGGUCUUCUAUGCCUUCGCUUCAACCCUCAUCUGCUGGGUCAUCUGGGCUUACAAAAUGAGCUUCGGCAAGCAAUGGGGCAAGCUCCCUCUCGUCGGCAUACCAGGUCCCGUUUUGACCAUGCAGCAAAACCUGGCCCAGUCCGAGCUGUAUGCCGCCGGUUCCACGCAGAACUUUAACCUCUCCACCAUGAUCUACUUCCAGUUUGUCUUUGCCGCUAUCACGACAGUCAUUCUGGCCGGUGCGUUGCUGGGUCGGAUGAACUUUCUCGCUUGGAUGGUUUUUGUGCCGUUGUGGAUUACGUUUAGUUAUGCUGUGGGUGCUUUCAGGUUUGUCCUCGAUUUCCGGCAUGCUUCUCUGCUGUUUCCUGUUGACGUACGUACGUAG
Monascus purpureus is the source of this 534-nucleotide messenger RNA. The record is from the annotation of a GenBank genome assembly. NCBI's taxonomy places the organism in Eukaryota, Fungi, Ascomycota, Eurotiomycetes, Eurotiales, Aspergillaceae.